Molecule: messenger RNA, 1224 nt
Organism: Penicillium cataractarum
Lineage: Eukaryota; Fungi; Ascomycota; Eurotiomycetes; Eurotiales; Aspergillaceae
Exons: 4
Coding region: 1-1224 (407 amino acids)
Biological process (GO): regulatory ncRNA-mediated heterochromatin formation
Cellular component (GO): nucleus
Molecular function (GO): siRNA binding
Source: RefSeq, a predicted model, not a curated record
AUGUAUGUCUAUCGCAACAGCGAUCUCCCUCCGGACCCUCACUUCCCGGCAAACCUUGAAAAACUGGGGUACACUAUCACAGCAGACGACAAGAUUCGCAGCAGCACCGACCUCACCGCGGAAUUCAAAUACAAGAUCAACAGAAAUGAUCGGUACAAUGUCAAAAACCGUGAAGCCAUGGAUGAAUGCAUCCGGCGAAUUGUCAUGAAUCGUCUGCAGGAGGCUGGCCUUGAGAUUUGGCGUCUUCCCUUUGCCAACGGCCCUCAAGAGUCGAAAGCACCCACCAACGAACCCCAUGUGCCAAUUCUAGUUUCUAAGAACCUGGUUAAGGCAGCCCGGGUCAUCGUGGUUUUCGGUGAGCCGAUCCAGGACCUGGGUAUCUGGGCCUAUCGCUCUAUUGGCGCAGACGGAAUCAACUUUGGCUCGGCUGUCAACUUCACCAAGAGUGUUCUUGGUGAUGCUACCGAAAACACAGACACGGCCCUUGUAAUUGCCAACACUGGUCAGUUGCUCUGGCACUGUGCCUCGUCUCGUGCUGUCACACAGCGGACCUGGGAGGCAGCAGACCGACCUGCUGGACCGUGGGGUCAAGCUACCAGGUCCUGGCGCAACAAGAUCCCCGGGAACAAGGACUGGCCGGAGCAUAUCCAGUACGUCUUUGAACAUGUCCUGUGGCCAUGGCUGAACGAGAAGAGCCGGAUCGACGUGAUCGGUUUGUCCGAGGGUGGACAGAGCGCUCUCGAGUACCUGCAAAAGCGAUGGGCCGUAUGGAAGCCAUACAUCUCGGGUAUCUGCCUCGGCAACCCGCUCCAGUCUACCGCAGUAGAUCUGGACAUGAGCACCCUGACCGACCCCCAGUCCUUCACUGCAUUCCUCGCCUCUCGUGGCCGCGCAUACGUCGUGUCUUCUGAUGAGGUUGGCAAGUUUCAGUCCGGAUACCGUGAACAUGGAUGCAACUGCUACGCUUCUGGGGAAGAGCUCAACGCUGAGUGUAUCAUGCCGCAUGCCUGGCGGGAUAUGCUGGUCUGGCUUAACAUGCUUUACCUGAAUCCCGGUUAUGCGGAGCAGGUCAUGAUUAGAGCCGAGGACAUGGAUGAGGAGACCCGCGAGGCACUUGAGAAUAUGACAGCCCCGGAUGAGAAAGAUGUGCAGGCUGAGGUUGUUACAAAGGACGAGGAAGUCAACCCAACUGAGACCAAACCAGCAGAGGCCCAGCAGGAGUAG